AUGGGCCAAAGCCUAUUAGAAGCCUUGAACGUGCGAGUGGAGGGCUCUGGGAAGAAAAUCCUUGUCCUAGCACAUGGCUUCGGCACGGAUCAGUCCGCAUGGAAGCACAUUCUACCAUUUUUCUUGCGUGAUUAUCGUGUUGUCCUCUAUGACCUUGUGUGUGCGGGCAGUGUUAACCCCGAUAGCUUCAAUUUUCGUCGUUACACCUCUCUAGAUGCCUAUGUAGAUGACCUUCUGCAUAUCCUCGAUGCUCUUGGUGUCGAGCGUUGUGCUUAUGUUGGUCACUCCGUCUCUGCCAUGAUCGGGAUUUUGGCCUCUAUUCGCCGCCCAGAGCUCUUCACUAAACUCAUCCUCAUAGGUGCUUCUCCAAGGUUCUUGAAUGAUAGAGACUACCAUGGUGGUUUUGAACAAAGAGAAAUUGAGAGUGUGUUCUUGGCAAUGGAGGCGAAUUAUGAGGCAUGGGUAAAUGGGUUUGCUCCGCUAGCAGUGGGAGCCGACGUGCCGGCGGCAGUGAGGGAAUUUAGUCGGACGUUAUUUAACAUGAGGCCAGACAUAACACUUUUUGUAUCAAGAAUUGUUUUUAAUAGUGAUUUAAGGGGUGUAUUAGGCCUAGUGAAGGUGCCAUGUUCCAUAAUUCAAACAGCUAGGGACGUGUCGGUGCCGAUGUCAGUUGCGACUUAUCUGAAGAACCACCUUGGAGGGCGGACCACGGUGCAUAUGUUAGAUGUUGAGGGCCAUUUGCCCCACCUUAGUGCCCCUAAUUUGUUGGCGGAAGAGCUCCGUCUAGCUUUAUCUAGGUGA
This is a messenger RNA of Fraxinus pennsylvanica, 801 nucleotides long. Lineage: Eukaryota; Viridiplantae; Streptophyta; Magnoliopsida; Lamiales; Oleaceae. The record is from the annotation of a GenBank genome assembly.